This is a messenger RNA of Striga asiatica, 1389 nucleotides long. The record is from the annotation of a GenBank genome assembly. NCBI's taxonomy places the organism in Eukaryota, Viridiplantae, Streptophyta, Magnoliopsida, Lamiales, Orobanchaceae.
AUGUAUGUAAUAUUUCACUUGACAUAUUGCCUCUAUCUCCUCCUCCCACUCCUCCCCCUCUUGUACAUCCUAUACGAGCGGCGGCGCCACCAGCAUUGCUACCUCUUGGACUACGAGUGCUACAUGCCGACCCCCGACCGCAAGCUGAGCACCAAACUCUCCGGUGAAAUCAUCCGCCGCAACAAGCACCUCGGCCUCCACGAGUACAAGUUCCUCCUCAAGGCCAUCGUGAGCUCCGGCAUCGGCGAGGAGACCUACGCCCCUCGCAUGGUCCUCGAAGGCCGCGAGUCCUCCCCCACCCUCCCCGACGGCCUCCUCGAGAUGGACGACUUCUUCUCCACUUCCAUCUCCGCCCUCUUCUCCCGAACCCGAAUCCACCCCUCCGAGAUCGACGUCCUCGUCGUCAACAUCUCCAUGCUCGCCACCCUCCCUUCCCUCGCCUCCCGCAUCAUAAACAUGUACAAGUUACGCGACGACGUCAAGGUCUACAACCUCACGGGGAUGGGCUGCAGCGCCAGCCUCGUCUCCGUAAACAUACUCCAGAAAUGCUUCAAAUCGCCAACGCGCCGGCGCACGCGCGCGCUCAUGGUCACGUCGGAGUCCCUCAGCCUCGGCUGGUACAACGGCAACGACCGCUCCAUGAUCCUCGCCAACUGCCUCUUCCGCGCUGGCGGCUGCGCGGCCAUCUUCACCAACGACCCGUCCCUCCGCAGCCGCGCCAUGAUGAGGUUAAAACACCUCGUGCGCACCCACCACGGCGCCAACGACGAGUCGUACAGCUGUUGUAUCCAGAAAGAGGACGAGCGCGGGCACGUCGGGUUCCAUCUCGGGAAGAAUCUCCCCAAGGCCGCCACGCGGGCGUUCGUCGAGAAUCUCAAAGUGAUGGCACCCAAGAUACUUCCCUUGCGGGAACUCGCGCGCUUUGCCGCCGUGGCAAUGCUGAGGGUUGGUAGGCCCAAGAUUAAUUUCAAGUCCGGAGUGGAUCAUUUUUGUCUGCAUACGGGCGGGAAGGCGGUGAUAGAUGCGAUUGGCCAGAAUCUGGGGCUCACCGAGUAUGACGUGGAGCCCGCGAGGAUGACGUUGCAUAGGUUUGGGAACACGUCGGCUAGUAGCUUGUGGUAUGUAUUGGGGUAUAUGGAGGCGAAGAGGAGGCUGAGGAAAGGGGAUAAGGUUUUUAUGAUAAGUUUUGGGGCGGGUUUUAAGUGUAACAGCUGUUUGUGGGAGGUGAUGAGGGAUUUGGAAGGGGAAGGGAAUGUGUGGGGGGAUUUUAUAGAUAGGUAUCCGGUUAAGAAUCUGGCUAACCCGUUUUUGGACAAGUACGGGUGGAUACAGGACGAGGAUCCGGAUNGGUGGGGAUGGACAUAUUCAUUUCUACUGCAUGUGUUUUGA